ACCGGAGAGGGAGUUCCCCGGAAACAAGAUUUUCCAAAGGGCGGUUUGAGAUUUGAAAAACUUUACUUCUUUUAGUUAAAACCAGGUGGUUGAGUUGAGACUUGGUGAGUGGAAACCUCUUAUCGUUGACCAAAGAGGAAAGCCGGUAUUUUCAAACCCUAUCUCGAAAAUCGUGCCUGGAAGAAACUCUCUCUCUCUCUCUCAACGAUUGCCACUUAAGUUUAUUUUGUCAAAACUCUUUUAGGAAUAUUUAAAAUACUAUAUAUAUAUAUGGUGGUACAUAGAUACAAGUUCACAAAUUUCCAAUAUCAGUUUUUGGGCUACUCUCAGAGCUAGGUUAAGGUGUCUCUAUAUAUCUCUAAGAUAUGAAUCAACUAUGUUUCAGACUUGGGAUUUGACGAUGACUCUUCUUCACAUUCUACUAAUUCUACUUCUUCCUCCUCCUUGAACCUGUCUACCCCAAGAACAGUCCAUUAUGGGUGAAGAUGAUAUCGUGGAGCUCUUAUGGAAGAGCGGCCAUCUUGUUCGAAGCAGCCAGGCACAGAGACCCUCUCUUCCUCCUCCUCCUCCUGUUCUACGAGGCAGUGGAAGUGGCAGCGGCGGUGGCGGUGGAGAAGAAAGUGCUCCGCUUCCACCACCGCCUCCGCCUCUCUACACUCUCCAGCAACCGUCUGAUCAGAAUCUUUUCAUCCGUGAAGACGAAAUGGCGUCUUGGCUUCACCAUCAUCCUCCCCGCGAAGAAGAUGAGUUCAGCUCCCAACUUUUCUACUCAGGUCUAGUCACCACCCCAUUUACUCAGCCGCAGGGCUCCGUCUCUCUCACACAGCUACUACCGUUACAACCACCGCCAGCAGCAGCAGCAGGUAGUGCUAUUUACACUCCAACGCCGGCGGAGAGACCGAUGGGUCAGGUUAUAGCCGAGAGAAGGGCGGAGAACUUCUUCAACUUCUCGAGGCUAAGAGGGGACCUACAUACAAGCGGUGGAGUCGAAGUAGCAGCUGCACCGUGGGUUCCGGUGGUGGUUAGAGAUUUGACGCAGGUGGGAUCAAGCGCGACACCGUUGUCUUCGGCGACGACGGAGUCAUGUCUGACACCAGCGAUGGUCACUGGCGGAGUCGCGCAGACUUUUGCAGUUCCCAGAGCGGUUGAGAUGGUUUGCGAGAUCACCGGACCAUCUUCUUUUGUGGUCUCAAAGGUCGAAACAAAGCAGGUUCAGAUGCAACAAGCGACGGAGACGGAAGCUGCCGAAGAGAGGAAGAGAAAAGAGAGAGAAGAACCCGUUGACGAUACCGAGGUGAGUCAGAGAGCACCGAGUGCGCAUGUUAGUCACUUGCGCGUGCAGUUUAGCAAGUCUCAAAGGAAACUGGUGAAGAAGCUCGUGGGUCAACAUCUAGGAAGAGGUCAAGAGCUGCAGAAAUGCAUAAGAGCAUCAUUAUCCUAG
Messenger RNA from Brassica rapa (field mustard), 1441 nucleotides. RefSeq names its product transcription factor bHLH23-like. The record is from RefSeq and is a predicted model, not a curated record. Lineage: Eukaryota; Viridiplantae; Streptophyta; Magnoliopsida; Brassicales; Brassicaceae.